AUGGGGCUGCUGUCGGGGUACUGCCAGGAAGGAGGCGGCAGCGGCGGCCGCGGCCAUGGGGAGCAGCCGGCCAGUCCGGGCUGCGCGGCGGAGGAGGAAUCCUUCCCGGCUCUGAGAGUCGGGGAGGAGAAGGAGGAGGACGGGGCGGAAGAAGACUAUGAAGAGUACGUGGACUUUUCUCUCUUGCCGGACGCUCGCAGCAUUGCCUCGGACGAUUCCUUCUACCCGCCCGACGGGGAGGAUGGCUGGCUGGAGCGGGGCGAGCCGGAGUCUUGGUGCUGCUCGGAGACGGAGGACGACUUGGGCGCGGGGGAUGACCUGGAGGUGGUGUCCUUCUUCCAGGCGGCAAACACCAACAACGUGGGGUUGCUGAGAGCGCUCAUCCGCCGGGGACCUAGCGCUGAGGAGGUGCUGGAGACCGACCGCAACAGCCGGACUGGCCUUAUUGUUGCCUGCUACCAAGGUUUUGUGGAUAUUGUAGUAGCCUUAGCAGAGUGUCCCCAUAUUGAUGUAAACUGGCAGGACAACGAGGGGAAUACAGCUCUAAUUACAGCUGCACAGGCAGGGCACAUAACCAUCACCAACUACUUGUUGAACUAUUUUCCUGGUCUUGACCUCGAAAGAAGGAACAUAUUUGGAUAUACGGCUCUGAUGAAAGCUGCCAUGCAAGGUCGAACUGAAUGCAUCCGAGCUUUAAUGUUGGCAGGGGCAGAUGCCCAUGCAACUGAUCCCAACAAAGGGAUGACCCCACGGGAAUGGGCAUCUUACACAGGAAGGUCCGAGGCUGUCUGUGUCCUGCAGAGAUUGUUGGACAGACCCUGUCCUGAGCAGUUCAGCGAACAGUACAAGCUGGACUGGCCAGUGGUCAAGGACAUUCUUGUCAAACCAGCAGAGCCCAAGAGCUGUUUACAGAGGCUCACUGAGUGCUUUCGGUCAGUCUUGUCUUCCCACUAUGUCCAGGAACCUGAAGAUGGGGGGGUCCUUGACCACAUGGUCAGAAUGACCACUAGUCUCUACAGCCCUGCUGUGGCCAUUGCCUGCAAGACUGUGUGUCCUGAGAGUCCCCCCUGUGUGGGGAAGAGGCGCUUUGCAGUGCAGGAGAUCCUCCGAAGACAAAACACUGGGGAGGUCUGUGACGGUGAGGAGGGCAUUGGGGAGAGCCACCAGAAACGUGUUCCCAGCUCCCAGGGUGAGGUGGUUCCCCAGAAGACGGAGAGGAGAGCCAGUCUGCAGCCUUCCCCUGUCACAGGGGCGCAGGGGGGUACAGGGAGCUCGAGGAAGGCCAGCCUGCUGCCCCUGCACCUGUUGAGGAGGAGCAGUGUGAGGCCUGGCUUUGUCAUUCCCAAGGUGCGCAUCAACAAAGCCCCCACUCCCACCUUUCAGCCUGAGAGGGCGAAGAAGAAGGCCAGCACCAAGGACAGUACCUACUUGCAGAUUCCCAAAUGGAGAUACAAGGAAGCCAAAGAGGAGAGGAGGAAAGCGGAGGAGGCUGAAAAGAAGAAGGCUCCUGAGGCCCCGAAAGAAAGACGAGUGUCUCCUUGGAGGAAUAGGACUUGA
Gracilinanus agilis (Agile Gracile Mouse Opossum) is the source of this 1557-nucleotide messenger RNA. RefSeq names its product ankyrin repeat domain 33B (gene ANKRD33B). The record is from RefSeq and is a predicted model, not a curated record. The coding region runs from base 1 to 1557 and encodes 518 amino acids. Gene Ontology annotation, molecular function: protein binding. Lineage: Eukaryota; Metazoa; Chordata; Mammalia; Didelphimorphia; Didelphidae. The transcript is spliced from 4 exons.